ACUCACGACCGUGUCAAAUAUCCUCACUCACUGUCCCUGAAACAAAAAGGACCCCAUCACGAAUUAUGGGAGUUACCAUCUUCGACAUGUCACCACCGUCUUCCAUAGCAUUGGGAUGCUCGGUGGCCGUGGUUUCUUCUGCUCUACAGUCUUUGGGCAUUACUUUACAAAGACGAUCUCAUCUACUUCCCAUUCACUUAGGUGACGAAUCCACAGAUAAUCCACAAACUCAUCACCAAUAUUCAAAGCUUCAGCGUAACACAUGGCUAUUCGGGUUUUUUCUAUUCAUAGUCUCGAAUGUUUUAGGCUCGUUGAUCCAAAUCACCACUUUACCAUUAAUCAUAUUAUCUCCUUUGCAAAGUAUCGGAUUGAUCUUCAACUCCCUCCUAAGCUGCCUAUUAUUACCGGGAGAAACAUUCACGUGGAAACUUGGCGUGGGCACAUUAAUUAUAUCUACUGGUGCCUUCAUUAUUGCGUACCACGGAAAUGCCAUUCCUCCUCCUCCUGAUUCUGAUAUUGAUGUGGAUAAGCGAUUCAAAAUCAUCAUCCACAAGCUAAUAGACCCCCGUUUCAUGGCCUGGUUCAUCAGUUCGUUUGUGUUGAUUGGUUUGUUGUUGUUGGCAAACUCGGCAAUCACCUAUAAAAGAAAUAAGUUUAAGAAUAGAAUUCAACAAAGACUGAGUAGAUCAACCACAAAAGCUCUUGAAAAGCUCAAAUUCUUUAAGGGAGUCAACUACGGGUUGAUCUCGGGAACUUUAACGGCACAUACAUUCUUGUUUGCUAAAUCCUUAAUCGAUGUGGUGGUGGAAUCCAUUUUCGCUGGUCCACAUGAUGUUGGCAGUAUCACCAGGAGUAUCACUCCUUAUUUUUUGCUUAUUGUGAUGUUGACGAUUGUCGGGUGCCAGUUGACCGCUUUCAACUUGGGGUUGGCCCAGAUUUCGUCGUCCAUUCUUUACCCUUUGUGUUUCUUGGUGUACAAUCUCAUGAACUUGAUCAAUGACUUGACCUUCAAUCACUUGUUGGCAAACCAGAGAUUGACCAUAGGGCAGUUAUUCUGGGUGUUAUUGGGUCUUUGUGCUGUGCUAUUUGGAGUGGUGUUGAUUAGUUGGGAUAGUGCUGUUGGCUCCAACGUACAAAGACUUGCCUAUGAUAACGAAGAAGAAUACAUUUUACAUCUGAAGUUCCCUUACACAGACAAUCUCAACGAAAUGUCAAAGAUGGUGGAUAGCUCUUCCACGUAUGAGAUGGAGACUGGCUACUUAUCCAUUGACUCUACUCAUUUGAAUCCUCAUGGCCCUUACCCGUUGAGCACGCGAAGGUCGGCUGUCUCAACUCGCAAUAAGAAAAGAGUGCUUUCAUACGAACAGCAGCAGCUCUUGCAACAGUUUGAGACAGAUUAAGUGCUACCUUUAAUGAUAUACGAACCCAACUUGUUUUUUUGACAAUUUAGAAUACCAACCAGCUAUAGAAUAAUAACUAGUUCAAUUUACGUUCAUCUUAUUUCGC
Molecule: messenger RNA, 1506 nt
Organism: Yamadazyma tenuis ATCC 10573
Lineage: Eukaryota; Fungi; Ascomycota; Pichiomycetes; Serinales; Debaryomycetaceae
Source: RefSeq, a predicted model, not a curated record